AUGUUCGACGUCCCCGACGCCGACCUGCUGACGGAGUUGAUGACUGCCAAGGUGGUUACGGUCAACCGCUGCAUCAGCUCUCUGCACGCCUACACGAGCCAAGCGGACCGUCAGAGCAUCCGUGCGGCGGAGACACCGGUGGGCCACGUGCGCAUGCGUCACUCGGCCACAGCCGGUGUGUCAGUGACCGUCGAGGACUUCGUGCGGAUGGACCAGACCACGGACCAGGGCAAAGACAAGUCCUUGGCUGCGAAGGACUUUUUGAACAGCUUCUGGUGCAAGCGCGUGGUUCUGCUGAUGCGGGCCAUGCAUCCCUGGGUCACCAUGCAGUUUGUGAGCUUGUUCAGAUCCCAUGUCGUCCCCUGGCAGGUCCGAGCCUCCCUGAUCAUUCUGAAGCUGGUGUCUGCCGCUUGUGCCAACGCGCUCUUCUUCACCAGCUCGGCAGUUGCGGCCGACGCGGACAUGGGCUGUGGGCCGCUAGAGACCGCCGGCGAGCGCCUGCUGCGCGCAGCCAUCGUUGGCAUCCUCUCCGCGUGCAUGGGCGACCUGCUCAUCGUGCUGCUGGCCAUGGUGCAGCGGCGGCAGGCCCCCUCCCCCCCCCAAACCCUAGCCGUAACCCAAGCAGCAAGACUCCGAAAGGCUCUUAUAGUCUUAUACCCUCCAACCCAGUCCAACCCAGUCCAAACCCAGUCCGAACCAGUCCACACCCAGUCAUACCCAGUCCAAACCCUCGUAGCUUCAAGUCGAUUGGGGAUUGGGAAAACGCCAGGUCCUGAUCCGGCGAUGGACGGAAGAGGCCAAAGAGGGGCAGCUCAGGAGAACCGGAAGAAAGCCCCCGAGUCCUCAAUGGAAUAG
Symbiodinium natans is the source of this 855-nucleotide messenger RNA. The record is from the annotation of a GenBank genome assembly. NCBI's taxonomy places the organism in Eukaryota, Dinophyceae, Suessiales, Symbiodiniaceae.